AUGGUGGUUGCGGCUUUUUUGGCGUUACUGCUCGUCGGGCCGAUAUUCUCCCAAUGGCUACCGGACUUAAGUAGCAUCGAGGCGCCGAGCUGGUGGGAGUGUGGAAGCAAUGAGGCCAACAAAGCAGCCGGCUAUGCCCUAGUCAGGUCCUGUCCCGCCGGGAUGCACAGACUUUUCAAUAACUGCUGCCUGGGCCACGACCAUUGCUAUAAUAGACAGUUGGGACAGGAACAUUGCGACGAUGUCUUCUGCAAAUGUCUUGAUGUCAUCACCGAAGGAACCUGGUGGUGCCGUAAAAGCCCGGCUAAAGGCUUCUGCAAGGCCGUCGAAGAGUGGGGCAAGGAAGCAUACGACUCCUCAGCCACACCACGGCCAAACGCAAUACAGCUCGAUGGAGUCGUACUCCAUGCAGGGAAACCAUCU
Molecule: messenger RNA, 423 nt
Organism: Mesorhabditis spiculigera
Lineage: Eukaryota; Metazoa; Nematoda; Chromadorea; Rhabditida; Rhabditidae
Source: the annotation of a GenBank genome assembly